UCCCGGUUCGUCCAGCAGGGGGCUUUAGUCAACGUCAGCUGCCGCAAACGCCGCAGAAGAAGAAGGACCGUGCGCAUGCGCAGUGUGCACUCGUGGCUCAGCAGAAGAUGGCGGCACCCGUGGACCUGGAGCUGAAGAAGGCGUUCUCGGAGCUGCAGGUGAAGAUGAUUGACACGCAGCAGAAGGCCAAGAUGGCCGACCUGCAGAUCGAUCAGCUGACCCGCCUCCACAAACACGCCAAGCUGACGCACGCCGAGAUCGCGUCGCUGCCUGACAACACGCGACUCUACGAGGGCGUGGGACGCAUGUUCAUCCUGCAGUCGAAGGAGGAGAUCAACAACCAGCUGACGGACAAACAGAAAACAGCUGACGAGAAGAUCAAAGAGCUGGAGCAGAAGAAGUUGUACCUUGAACGCAGCGUCAAAGAUGCAGAGGACAACAUCAGAGAGAUGCUUCUGUCCAGGAGAGCUCACUGAUCGAUAAUCAAUAACAUGUUCCUAAUAAAAGUUCCCAACCUGCAA
Solea solea (common sole) is the source of this 521-nucleotide messenger RNA. RefSeq names its product prefoldin subunit 1 (gene pfdn1). Lineage: Eukaryota; Metazoa; Chordata; Actinopteri; Pleuronectiformes; Soleidae. The transcript is spliced from 4 exons. The record is from RefSeq and is a predicted model, not a curated record. Gene Ontology annotation, cellular component: prefoldin complex; cytoplasm. Bases 108 to 476 code for a protein of 122 amino acids. Gene Ontology annotation, molecular function: protein folding chaperone. Gene Ontology annotation, biological process: protein folding.